Molecule: messenger RNA, 359 nt
Organism: Perkinsus marinus ATCC 50983
Lineage: Eukaryota; Perkinsozoa; Perkinsida; Perkinsidae
Product: glutamate synthase, putative
Exons: 3
Biological process (GO): ammonia assimilation cycle
Molecular function (GO): glutamate synthase (NADH) activity
Source: RefSeq, a predicted model, not a curated record
GAUGAAGAGAAGUAUGCGUCGACAGCAUCCCAUGGUGGUGGCGUUAGCGCUAUGAAGAGUAGCAAGUUGAAGCCGACUUUCAACAGAACAGGGAAGCGUUAUGAAGGGGAAAGGAAGCGCCGAGCAAGAGGCACGCUGAGCUCGGAGGUCUGCGAGAAACUUCCGCUGGAGUACCUACUUUACCUUUUGAGGAGGGCGGCGGGGUCGCGCGAGAAGACGGAAAUGUUUAUCUGUUCGUUGAGUGCGAAAACUGUGACUUAUAAAGGUCAAUUGACGUGCUCGCAACUGUUUGAGUACUAUAAGGACCUGAACGAUCCUGGCCUGACAACCCAUCUUGCUAUGGUCCACUCAAGGUUCAG